GGGUCGCGCCGGAGAGUUCUAGGAGUGCCCGCCAGCGCUCAGUGCGCAGGCGUCGGGCGCGCGCUGCUGGGGCGGUUCAGAGCCGAUACCGCGAAUACUGAGUGGUUCCGAUCGGGAGAAGGUUAAGUUUAAAUAUAUUUGGCAAGAAUACAGUGGAUGGUGGUGUGUUCUUCCUAUUAUAUCACAUCAAGAAAAUAAUCUUAUCUGUGAAAGAAGCCCAAAGGAAGAGGAAAGAAGAAGGAAUGGCUCUUUUCCAGGGAUGGUUGACAUUCAAGGAUGUGUUCAUAGAAUUCUCUCAGGAGGAGUGGGAAUGCCUGGACCCUGCUCAGAGGGCCUUGUACAGGGACGUAAUGUCAGAGAACUACAAGAACCUGCUCUCCCUGGGUGAUGGUAACUUCCCUCCAGAAAUCGGAAACCUUUCUGUUGGAGGUGCAGUCAAGGAAUUUUCAUCAAGAUGGGACAUUAAUAAAGAUGAAUUAUACCACCUAGUGAUAGUGGAAAGAAAUGAUAGCCAUGGCAUCAAGGAUUUUGUCCUCAAGGAAGUCUGGAAAAAUAUGCAUGAGUUUGAGAGUGAAUGGGGAUAUGAUGAACGAAAUUAUAAAGAAGUGCCUUUGGUUCAUAACAGAGAUCUUACUCAUAGAAAAGAUCAACAACCUGAUAAACCCUCAAUUAACUUUCCUCAAAAGAGCAGUGUUUCUGUAAGAAAUAAUACAUACCAAUAUUUCAUGCAUGACAAGAUAUUUAUAAGGAAUUUCUUAAAACUGAAAAAUAACUUAAGCAGUGGUGGAGACAAAUACAUAAAAUGUUUGGAAAAUAGAAUUGGAUUAAGUUUGCUGGCACACCAUGCUGACCUGCAGAGAUCUCAAACUAAGGAGAUAAUUAAUGGAUGCAGUAAAGUUGAGAAGUCUAUCAACAAUGGUUCCUCAGUUUCAUCAUUUCAAAGAAUUCUUCCUACUGUCAAAAGCUUUUGUAAUAAAUAUAGGAAGAUUUUAAAAUAUCCUUUGUUAUCUACACAAUACAAGAGAAUACACACUACAGAAAAAUCUUACAAAUGUAAUGACUGUGGCAAGGCUUUUACCAAAAGCUCACACCUCAUGAAUCAUGCGAUAAUUCAUUCUGGACAGAGACCCUAUAAAUGUAAUGAGUGUGGUAAGGACUUUAAGUUGCAUUCACAUCUUACUCAACAUAAGAAAAGCCAUACUGGAGAGAGACCUUACAAAUGUAAUGUGUGUGACAAAGCUUUUAUCCAAAGUUCAAGCCUUAUGAAACAUCAGAGAAUUCAUACAGGAGAAAAACCUUAUAAGUGUAAUAAAUGUGGUAAGGCUUUUAUCCAACAUUCACACCUUAAAAGUCAUGACAGAACUCAUACUGGAGAGAAACCUUAUAAAUGCAAUGAGUGUGGCAAAUCUUUUACCCAAUUUACAAAUCUUACUGCACAUCAGAAAAUACAUACCGGAGAGAAACCACACAAAUGUAAUAUGUGUAGCAAAGCUUUUAUCCAAAGAUCAAGCCUUAUGGAACAUCAGAGAAUUCAUACAGGAGAAAAACCUUAUAAAUGUAAUAAAUGUGAUAAGGCGUUUAUUGCACGUUCACACCUUUGUAGUCAUGAGAGAACUCAUACUGGAGAGAAACCUAACAAAUGUAAUGAGUGUUGCAAAGCCUUUAAAGACCGUUCUCUUCUUAUUAAACAUAUGAGAAUCCAUACUGGAGAAAAACCUUACAAAUGUAAUGAGUGUGGCAAAGCUUUUACCCAAUUGGUACACCUUACUAUGCAUCAGAAAAUACAUAGUGGAGAGAAACCGCACAAAUGUAAUGUUUGUGGCAAGGCUUUUAUCCAAAGUUCAGGCUUUGCAGAACAUCAGAGAAUACAUACAGGAGAAAAACCUUACAAAUGCAAUGAAUGUGGCAAGGUUUUUCGUCACAAUUCACACCUUGUACGUCAUUGGAGAAUUCAUACUGGAGAAAAACCUUACAAAUGUAAUGAGUGUGGUUUAGCCUUUAUAGAGCAUUCAAAUCUUACUCAACAUAAGAAAUUCCAUACUGGAGAAAAACCUUACAAAUGUAAUGAGUGUGGCAAAGGCUUUACAGAGCAUUCACAUCUUAAUAAACAUGAGAGAAUCCAUACUGGAGAGAAACCUUACAAAUGUAGUGAGUGUGGCAAAGCUUUUACCCAAUUUGCAAACCUUACUAGGCAUCAGAAAAUACAUUCUGAAUAGAAACAUUAUAAACCUAAUAUAUGUUUCAAUGCUUUUAU
Rhinolophus ferrumequinum (greater horseshoe bat) is the source of this 2254-nucleotide messenger RNA. Its product is annotated as zinc finger protein 677-like. Bases 243 to 2216 code for a protein of 657 amino acids. Gene Ontology annotation, cellular component: nucleus. The transcript has 5 exons. Gene Ontology annotation, biological process: regulation of transcription by RNA polymerase II. The record is from RefSeq and is a predicted model, not a curated record. Gene Ontology annotation, molecular function: RNA polymerase II cis-regulatory region sequence-specific DNA binding; DNA-binding transcription factor activity, RNA polymerase II-specific. NCBI's taxonomy places the organism in Eukaryota, Metazoa, Chordata, Mammalia, Chiroptera, Rhinolophidae.